Molecule: messenger RNA, 2916 nt
Organism: Babesia microti strain RI
Lineage: Eukaryota; Apicomplexa; Aconoidasida; Piroplasmida; Babesiidae
Product: conserved Plasmodium membrane protein, unknown function
Exons: 3
Coding region: 1-2916 (971 amino acids)
Source: RefSeq, a predicted model, not a curated record
AUGGCAGGAAGCGGGCCAGAAAUUUCACAUAACCUCGACCCGGAAGAUGAAAAUGUAUGUGUAGGGGAUUUUAACUGCCAAUCAGAAGCUUCUUCCACUUUCAUUGUUAACAACAAUGAAAUGGAAUUGGUUAUGGAUGGAUUGAAAGAUACUUUACGGUAUAUGAAGUACCGCGAGGCGCUUAGGCUUUAUUACGGGGCAUUUUCAAACUAUUCAUUUGUAUACAGUAUAUCACUAGUGACAUUCUUCCUACUCUUUGUAAUAUCAUCUACGCAAAUUUCGGGACAAUUUGGGCCUGUUAAACAGCAGGCCCCCAAUCACAACUUCCUUUCAGACCCUAAUAACGUCGUACAUAUUUGUGUAUAUGGAUGUUAUGCAUUUUCAGUUGUUAGCUUGUGGAUUUCUCACCACCCAUUAACUUUUGUACGUACUACACGACUCAGCAAAAUUUUCAUAGCCAUCUACUUAAUUGGUAUACCUAUUGUCAUGCUAUAUAAUUUAAAUGAAAAUAUCAAAUCUCACAUCUACAAUGAACCUAUAUACAACCUACGUUCCUAUACCAUAUACAGUGAAUGCUACUUUGACACUGCCAUCCUCUUUUUUUACUCCAUCUUCCUAUUUAUAACAAAUGUAAUUGCACUGUUUUACCGCUUCAUCUAUCGCUAUCUGAUUUUAUACUGGAUAAAUCAGGAUAUUGAAUGUUAUCGCAUCACAUAUAAGCAAAAAAUAUCGGUCACUGUGCCUAAAGUGAUGGCGUUUAGGCACUUGAUUACCAGAGGCAUGCCCAAAUCAAGCGGAAAUAAGUCUACUGGGCUGUCACUUAUUUUACAACACAUCGAUAAUUUGCCUUGGUACAAGGAGAUCCUGCCAGCGCUCCUAUUUAACGUUGGACGAGUGGCCAAGACGAACCACCCAUGUCGUUAUGUAGGCCAGGUUGACGCUUUUAAUCGUCCCCAUGGGUUUGGCUUUUGGAAAUCCACCUCCUUCUAUGGUGAAGUUCUUGUUGGGUUUUGGGAAAAUGGCAAGCCCAUUGGUACAUUUAAGGCUAGGGAAAUGGGCACAGGAUCAGGAUUUUCUAAUAUUCUUAUAGGCUGGGCAAAAUGCGAUUUUGAUCCAAAAUACAUGAAAAUAGGCGUAGCAAGUGCUGAAUGUUGUGUUUCAGGCGCCUUUUUUAGGACUUUUCCACGUGUGCUAACUUACGAAGCGGAGAGUUUGCCUAUUGGAAACAUCAAUUAUGAUGUGAUACAUAAGACAUUGGAAAUUCCAGAAAGUUACCAACUUGACGAAAAUAAUCAGCUGAUAUUCGGCAAAAAGCCAAAAUUCCAAACUUUAAAUGGGGUGGCACUGGCAUUGUCCCACGUAUCAAAUGAUCUUAACAAGAUAAAUUAUUCCAUGAAAUGUGCUGCCAAUGAUAGUGAAAAUUUCCCAAAUAUUAUUAUUGAUAAUUCCGAGCCCAUAAAGUCAUACAUUAACAAUGACAAUGUAAAUUACAUUAAUGAAUCAUCUCAACCUAAACUUAACAAUUUAGUCACGUCCAAGAAAAGCAUCAAUCCUAUCCACUAUUUACGUUAUUAUAAGCACGCAUCAAAAAACAAUUUUGAAUAUAAAUUCUCCUGCGCCACAAGCUUAGAUGCUGUAUUGUCUUCAAUGUGUCCACAUUCUCCUAUUUUUGUGACGAAUACAUUCAAUUCCAUUACGGUAUCAACCAACGCCUAUGGGAUUGAUAUUCAUGGUCACACGUCUAAUUGCACUAAUUUCAAGGAUUCUGUGACGAUCAGAAUCGACUGCGAAGAGACAUUAAGCGCUGAAGGAUGGAUUCCCAGCGAAAUGAUCGGCAUUGUUGAGGUUUGGAUAUUUAUCCAUGGUUUCAAUACAUCGUGUACAGAUUCUGUGGUGCUUAUGGGCCAAAUGUCAGCCUUUGGGAACUUUCCCCCAUACAUAAAACCUUUGAUAUUUUCCUGGCCUUCAGAAAAUUCACUGUUCAAAUUCUUUAAAGCUCGGGAUAAUGCUUCCAACGAAGUUGUCCAUUGUCAUUUUAAAUCAUUUAUUGAGGCACUUUUUGAAAAUGGCAUUAGGAAUCUGCACAUAAUGACGCACAGUAUGGGUGCUCGCAUGUUUAUUACCAGUUUCUCCAAGAUCAAACAUAUGUUCAAUAAGCAUGAUUCGUCCAAUGCUUCUAAGAUAAAUUUGUUGACCAUAACACUAAUAUCACCAGAGUAUGACCUGGAGACAUUUAUAUUAAAGGAUUUUGCAGUGCUAAGGAAAUACUGUUCGAUAAUAUCUAUAUUCUCAGAUCUUCGGGAUAAGGCGCUUAUUAGUUGUGAAAAACUCACUAAGGGAAAAGCAUUGGGAAGACGGGUUUUUGAUGUUUACUCCACUAAAGAUAUAGAAAGUAUCUCCUCUGACUCUUCAGACAGUGAUUCUUUAAAGUGUUCAGAAAGCACAGACGCUCGCUAUUAUAUCCCUAACGAUACUGAAAUCAAACCGUUGCAGAGUAAAAAAAUGGGCUUCUUGGAGAAGCACUCUGCGACUAUUGCUGACAUGAAAUUACCCAAACAUCUGAACAAAAAAAUGAGCGUCAACAUCGACGUCAAUGCUGAUGGUCGUGGAAAGAGGAGGAAGAAAGGCAACUUUAAACAUUCUAACACACUGUCCAACUUUGAAAUAGACUGCCAGGACGCAGAUAAAAAAAAUUGGCUGGAUGUGGAUGUCAUUGAUACUACUUGGCUAGGGUCAAAUAUUAACAACAUUAGGCAUACAUUUUGGUUUUUGAAUAGGGAGAUCAUUGAGGAUAUUAGGGAGUUGAUUGUUUACAGGAAAAGGGCUUGCCAAAGGACAGGCAGGUUGGAUAGGCGAGAGGGAAAUGUAUGGGUUUACCGCGUGGCACCGCAAGAUGUUAAGUCUGUAUUCACAUAA